Pan troglodytes (chimpanzee) is the source of this 3036-nucleotide messenger RNA. The record is from RefSeq and is a predicted model, not a curated record. NCBI's taxonomy places the organism in Eukaryota, Metazoa, Chordata, Mammalia, Primates, Hominidae.
CCCGGCUCCUCAACACAAACUUUCCGUCCCGCUCGCUCCCUCCUCCGCGCUCGGCGCCUCCCGCUCCAGCCCGGCUCAUUCCGCACAUUCCGGCCAGCCCCCUCCCCACGACCCCCCUUCCCCGGCCCCCCUCGCGGCUCCCUCGGGCCCGGCGGAGCGGCCCGGCCGGAGCGCCCCCGCGAGCUCGGACCAGGCUCAGCCGCCCAGCGGGCUCAGGCCCAGAGCCCAGAGCAACCAGCACAAUAGCGUCCAACAGCUGGAACGCCAGCAGCAGCCCCGGGGAGGCCCGGGAGGAUGGGCCCGAGGGCCUGGACAAGGGGCUGGACAACGAUGCGGAGGGCGUGUGGAGCCCGGACAUCGAGCAGAGCUUCCAGGAGGCCCUGGCCAUCUACCCGCCCUGCGGCCGGCGGAAGAUCAUCCUGUCAGACGAGGGCAAGAUGUACGGCCGAAAUGAGUUGAUUGCACGCUAUAUUAAACUGAGGACGGGGAAGACUCGGACGAGAAAACAGGUGUCCAGCCACAUACAGGUUCUAGCUCGGAAGAAGGUGCGGGAGUACCAGGUUGGCAUCAAGGUCUCUAGCCACUUGCAAGUUCUAGCCAGGCGGAAAUCUCGGGAGAUUCAGUCUAAGCUGAAGGCCAUGAACCUGGACCAGGUCUCCAAGGACAAAGCCCUUCAGAGCAUGGCGUCCAUGUCCUCUGCCCAGAUCGUCUCUGCCAGUGUCCUGCAGAACAAGUUCAGCCCACCUUCCCCUCUGCCCCAGGCCGUCUUCUCCACUUCCUCGCGGUUCUGGAGCAGCCCCCCUCUCCUGGGACAGCAGCCUGGACCCUCUCAGGACAUCAAGCCCUUUGCACAGCCAGCCUACCCCAUCCAGCCGCCCCUGCCGCCGACGCUCAGCAGUUAUGAGCCCCUGGCCCCGCUCCCCUCAGCUGCUGCCUCUGUGCCUGUGUGGCAGGACCGUACCAUUGCCUCCUCCCGGCUGCGGCUCCUGGAGUAUUCAGCCUUCAUGGAGGUGCAGCGAGACCCUGACACGUACAGCAAACACCUGUUUGUGCACAUCGGCCAGACGAACCCCGCCUUCUCAGACCCACCCCUGGAGGCAGUAGAUGUGCGCCAGAUCUAUGACAAAUUCCCCGAGAAAAAGGGAGGAUUGAAGGAGCUCUAUGAGAAGGGGCCCCCUAAUGCCUUCUUCCUUGUCAAGUUCUGGGCCGACCUCAACAGCACCAUCCAGGAGGGCCCGGGAGCCUUCUAUGGGGUCAGCUCUCAGUACAGCUCUGCUGAUAGCAUGACCAUCAGCGUCUCCACCAAGGUGUGCUCCUUUGGCAAACAGGUGGUAGAGAAGGUGGAGACUGAGUAUGCCAGGCUGGAGAACGGGCGCUUUGUGUACCGUAUCCACCGCUCGCCCAUGUGCGAGUACAUGAUCAACUUCAUCCACAAGCUGAAGCACCUGCCCGAGAAGUACAUGAUGAACAGCGUGCUGGAGAACUUCACCAUCCUGCAGGUGGUCACGAGCCGGGACUCCCAGGAGACCCUGCUUGUCAUUGCUUUUGUCUUCGAAGUCUCCACCAGUGAGCACGGGGCCCAGCACCAUGUCUACAAGCUCGUCAAAGACUAGGGUGCCCUCUGCGCCUCCUUAAGGAUGCAGGGUGAGCAUCUCCUCUCCACACCUGCCUGGCACCCCUGGGGGGGUCCAGGAUUGAGGAUUCAUCUACCUGCCAGGCCUCAGCAGGCCCAGGACCCAGGAGGCCUCCCCACCUACCCCAGCACACACACUCCCUGCCACUGUUCUGCGCUUUAAUUGUGGGAGAAGAGAGGAGAGGAGGGCUCAGCGGUGGGGCAGCCUGUCCGGGGCGCUGACCCACCAUCACCCUGCUCUGCCCAGCCUCACGUGACCUCAGAGAGGUGGGGAUAGGGGACACCUUCAGCCUCCAGCAUGUGUGGCCACUGUCCCCCCACCCACCCUUGGGGAAGCAUGAUGGGCAGGUGAGGGCAGGAUGGAGACCAAGGGAGUCAGUGAGCAGAGGCCCUGGGAGUGUCCAGUCGGGGUUGGACUGAGGACAGAGGGGCCCACACUUCCUUGCCCCUUUGUGUCCCAGGCCUGGUGCCCAGACUCCUUGCAUGGCUUGUGUGGUCCUCAGACUCUGCACAGCGAGCACAGGUCUCUGGGUUUCAGAUGAAGUGCCCAGGCUCCAGGAAGUUGAGGGACCCACAGGAGAGGUGGGCAGAGCUGGAGUUCUCAUCCAGGGCUGCUUGUCCCCAGAGCCCAGGUUUAUACUACCUCCCUGGGGCAGGGGCUGGCCGCAGGGUAGGGGAGAGGCUCUGCAGUGUGGAGUGGAGCCUCAUCGAGGGGCGCUGGGUUAGGGGAGCACCUGUUUCAGACUGGGCAUGAAGAAGGGAGCAUAGCAGCUACUAGACCCCAUUAGCACCUCAUUAGCCCACAAGCCAGCCAGGGGCCCCAGGAAGAUGGGGCACCCCCCAGCACCCUCCAGAUUGAGAGCAAGGUAGAGGAAGGAGUCCCAGCCUCUGGGCAGACCAGAGGCCCAGAGGGAGAGAGUAGCAGAAGGCUUUUGAUUUUUCUCUUGCCUGAGGCUUGAAUCUGACAAACCCUUGGUGGGCACUGCUCCCUUAGGUUCUUCCCCACCUCAAUCUACCUGCCUAGAGUAGCAGCUCCCAGACCCAGUUCUGGGACUGAAGGUUAACCCUUCACCUGCUGUCCCUUCUUAACACCCAGGCCCCCAGAGCCAGCUGGGCCUGUCCAGCAGCCACCUGUGGGUAUUUAUGAGUUUCAUAUGAAGUACUGUGCCCCUUCCCUUCCUCAUCCCGACCCUGCCCGAGCUUCCUGAAGGUCCUCACUGUUUGCAUAUCGCUCAGGCCACCUCCAAACCCCACCUAGGUUUUAUAAUGUAUAUUAUAUAUUUUUUUGUGUAUUUUUAAAAUCCAGCUGUGAUGGGUUAUAUCAUAAAUGCAGCUUGGGGUUGGAGCAGGGGCCCUCAAGGCCCAGCUCCUGCUCAAAAAAAAAAAAAAAAAAAAAAAUUAAA